Molecule: messenger RNA, 333 nt
Organism: Colletotrichum karsti
Lineage: Eukaryota; Fungi; Ascomycota; Sordariomycetes; Glomerellales; Glomerellaceae
Exons: 2
Coding region: 1-333 (110 amino acids)
Source: RefSeq, a predicted model, not a curated record
AUGUGGAUCUAUGAUCACGAAAACACCGGCCAAUACAGACCCCUCGGAACACUCGACUACUUUUAUGUCUUCUUGAAAUCAGCCAUCACGUUUUGCAUUGUUUCCGGAAUCGUGCCCCCUACAUGGCCCAGGUCCGCCAGAUAUGCGUUGAUAGGUGGACUGCACAAGGCCCUGAUCAGCUGGAUGAACGGCGAUAACCCCUUCACUGGUUUCUGUGGUGGCCUGAUGGGUGUCGCCUGGCUGGCUGGAGUCAUUGAUGUCUUUCGAGGCCUGAUUCUCAUUGCGAGCACUGAGCUCAAGUUGCCUCUUAUUCAAGUGGACGCAGAGGAGUGA